AUUCCAAAUAUGAAUAUACAUCACACAAGCAAUAAGUUUAAUUUAUUUGAGCCUGAGAUUCAUUUGAAUGACAAGUUAAAGCUAUUGCGCAAUGUACUGGAAGCUUUUCCACAGGAAAUUUAUGAAGAUGACACAGAAUUGUACCUACAAUCACUGAUGAAACUCGUAGCAUAUGCUAAAAUAUUUAGCCGUGAUGACCCUUUGCCACUUGCUGUUGCUCAUCUUGCACUGGGUUUAGUUUACAUAGUAAAAAAGAGCUACUGGAAACAGGGGGAGCAUCAUGCAUCAGAAGCCAUUGUUCACGCCGAAAACAUGCUCACAAGCAAGGAGCAGAUAAAUACACUGAUAGAAAGUUAUUAUGUGAUGGGAUAUUGCCGAUUAAAACUGGGAAAGACUGGCGAAGCUUUAGAGGCAGCAACUGCUGCAAGAAACUGUAUAGAAGAGCUUGGAUUCCUCAAUAAUAAACCAAGCAACCCAAAUCUAGAAUACAAGGUGGCUGUUCUCGCUGCCUGGUGUUCGCCCUCUCGACUGCAACUUUUCCUGGAAUCCCUGGAAUGUGUCGGUCCUCCAGAUAAGAACGCAUACAUUCAUCUUAUGAUUGCCCAGUAUUACAGAGACAACAAAAACAUAAGUGAUGCACUGAAGUCAGCAAAACAGGGCUUAGAGGCUGCUAAUCAAUUUGAAGAUAUAGCUAUGCAAGCAGAUGCGUCUAGGUACCUCGCGGAAUGCUACAUGGAGUCUCCUGGACACGGAUGUGUGGAUGAAGGGCUACUUCUCCUACGCAAGACGAUAGCACUCUAUACCACCCACUUCAGUGGGCUGGAUACUUCCACUUUGUCUACCAAUGACUUGCUCAUCAAUGCUCUGCUCAAACAGGAAAUGUAUGACGAGGCACUGGAGGAACUGAAAGCAAUCAAAGAAGCUAAAAUUUUAAAGUUUGGAGAAUACAGCAAGCAAAUGGCAGACUUUUACAAACAACUAGGUUCAUUGUACCUGAUCCAAAACCGAACCAAAGACGCUCUGAGAGUUUUCAAAUCCUGCCUGUCAAUUCUAAACGUAAUACAAACCAAACCGAACAGUGUAACCACAUCUAUCAGAAACACUAUUAAAUCUUUAGAGGCAUCAAGAACUGAGAAACCUGCUUUUAAACUCCACUCCAAAGUGAAGUAGAUUAAUUCUGUUUUAGAUUUUAAUUUGUAAGAUUUGUUCUACUUAUGUGAACUUUAUCAUUUUAUUCUUGACGCCCUCGGCCCUUGCUAUUUGGUCGAUUUAAUUUAAUGAAAUUAAAUUGGACAGUGGUAAGCUGCCAAGAUCACUGGGCAGAAUUAUUUUUAUGUAUGAAACUGCGAGGGUGGCACAAUGUAAAGUUACGUUACCUUUACGUUCUAUGGAUUGGGCGUAUCUUUUCCGAAACAGUCGCGUUCGGAAAAAUGUCAUAUUAUCAGUUCUUUGAGUUGACUUUAUAUGACCAGAUUGACUGUGUUAUAUACUUAUAUAGCUGUAUUAGUUUAUUAUGUCCGAAUAGAAGUUUUUGUAAAAAAUGUUUAAUUAUUUAAAGUUUGAUAUUUGAUAUUUUAACGAUG
Molecule: messenger RNA, 1583 nt
Organism: Bolinopsis microptera
Lineage: Eukaryota; Metazoa; Ctenophora; Tentaculata; Lobata; Bolinopsidae
Exons: 8
Coding region: 10-1170 (386 amino acids)
Molecular function (GO): protein binding
Source: RefSeq, a predicted model, not a curated record